Triticum turgidum subsp. durum (durum wheat) is the source of this 1830-nucleotide messenger RNA. The record is from the annotation of a GenBank genome assembly. NCBI's taxonomy places the organism in Eukaryota, Viridiplantae, Streptophyta, Magnoliopsida, Poales, Poaceae.
AUGGAGGGCAAGGCGGUGGGCUUCUCGGCCGCCGACUGCGGCGCCGACGCGGCGGCGGACGAUUUCAAGUACAUCACCGGGAUGAGCACCAUCCUGGUGGCCACCAUCCAGGAGGUGAAGGACCGGGUCUCCCAGAUGGAGUUCAUCUUCUGCAGCCAGAUCUUCCCGCACUUCCAGGCCAAGUCCAAGCUCCUCCACGCGCGGCUGGCCGAUUCCACCGCCACGAGGGAGGCCGAGGAUGAGUGGCGGCAGAGGGAGGCCGGCCUGCUGAGCCAGCUAGAGGAGCUCAACCGCGGGAAGCGGCGCGCGGAGGAUAGGCUGCUGCAGCUGGAGAGCUCUCUCGAGGAGAUGCGAGGGAUGCUCGUGAACGCCGACCGGUUGGCUGCGGAGCACGAUGCCGAGAAGAAGCAUCUUCUGGGGAGAUUGGAGGAGGAAAUGAAGAAAGAUGAGGUGAUCUGCCGGCUCGAAAGGGAGAUCGGGGAGAAGGAUGCUGAGAUGUCAAGGGUGAGGGGGAGAUUGGAGGAGGAAAUGAAGAAGGACGAGGUGAUUCGUCGGCUCCAAAGGGAGAUUGGGGAGAAGGAUUCUGAGAUAUCAAGGGUGAGGGGGAGAUUGGAGGAGGAAAUGAAGAAAGACGAGGUGAUCCGCUGUCUCGAAAGGGAGAUUGAGGAGAAGGCUGCUGAGAUAUCUAGGGAGAGGGGGAGAUUGGAGGAGGAAAUGGAGAAAGACGAGGUGAUUCGUCGGCUCGAAAGAGAGAUUGGGGAGAAGUCUGCUGAGAUUUCAAGGGAGAGGGAGGCCCAUCAGCGGCUGAGACAGCAGCUGGAGUUGAAGGAUAAGGAUCUUCUUCUUGAGCAGAAUAAAUUCAAUCACGCGACGACACAAUACAAGCAUCUCAAGUCUGAGCACAACUAUCUUCUUGGAAAGAUUGCGGAGAUGGAAGGCUCCAAGAUUGACCAGAAUGAAGGCUCCAAGAUUGACCAGAAUGAAGGCUCCAAGAUUGACCAGAAUGAAGGCUCCAGGAUUGACCUGAAUGAAGGCUCCAAGUCCCCUGUGAACCGGAAGGCCUCUGGAAGUCCUCCAAGUAAGAGAAAGCUAAAAGAUUUCCAGGACACGAAAAAUGAGAGCAUUCAGGUAGUUUCUAAGACUGAAGACCAAAAGAAUUCUCCUAGUUCACGUGCGAAGGCCCAAAAUGCUACCUCUGCCAGGAGCGUGUUAAGUAACUCGCGCCUUUGUUUACCACCUCAUGCAACUAACCCUCCGCACAAGAGUGGUGCUAGCACUUCAAAGACAGAGGCAUCAUCUAGUUUCACCCGCCCAAGUCUACACUGGAGGGAAACUCGUGUGCGUAAGGAACCAGGUGUUGUUGAUCCACAUGAUGAUUUUCUUGAUACUCCUCUGGAGGCUGUAAAAAAUACGAUCAGGAACCCUACAACUAGAGAAGAAGCACUAGCUCUUGCUGCCCCUCCUCCCCAAGAUAUGGACUUCAAUAACUCAGAUGAUGAGACUCAAGACAUCAAUAUUGUCGCUCAGGGCCUCAACAACAUACCAGUUCCGAAGCAGCGAAGCUCAAUUUCAAUCCAUCCACCGAAUAAAGAUUUCAAAUAUACAGAACCUGUAAGAAAGAAAGCUGAUCGGGCGAAUCUGAAAGGUGUUGAAUGCAAGCAGUGCAAGAAGUUCUAUGACGCUGUGCUUCCUGAUGGCCGUGUAAAUGGUGAUGGUGCUACAAGUAUGAGGUGCGAGCAUCAUGAUGGUGUGUCUAGACACAGAUACAGGUAUGCCCCUCCAUUGACACCUGAAGGGUUUUGGAACAUUGGAUUUGAAUCAGAGAUGUAG